Molecule: messenger RNA, 3306 nt
Organism: Toxorhynchites rutilus septentrionalis
Lineage: Eukaryota; Metazoa; Arthropoda; Insecta; Diptera; Culicidae
Gene: Ir93a
Product: ionotropic receptor 93a
Exons: 18
Coding region: 23-2647 (874 amino acids)
Biological process (GO): monoatomic ion transport
Cellular component (GO): membrane
Molecular function (GO): ligand-gated monoatomic ion channel activity; signaling receptor activity
Source: RefSeq, a predicted model, not a curated record
GGUGGUGUUAGAAACUAUAAACAUGUGGACUAAAAUCGUUCCUGGUGUAGUUGUGUUAUUGGUGUUGUGUAAAUUCCGUCUAUCUUUUGGGGAUGAUUUCCCCUCGCUAAUUUCGACCAAUGCAUCGAUAGCGGUGAUUUUGGAUCGCGAAUAUCUGGACAAAGAAUACGAAGAACUUUUGGAGGGCACAAAACGACUCUUCGAGAGGAUUCUCCGUGACAAUUUCAAAAAUGGUGGUCUUAUAGUGAAGUACUUUUCAUGGACUAGCAUUAAUUUGAAAAGAGAUUUUACUGCAGUACUUUCGAUAGCUAGUUGUGAAAACACGUGGGAUGUGUAUCGAAAUGCAGCGCGAGAAAACUUGGUCAUCAUGAGCCUUACGGAUACCGACUGUCCGCGGUUACCGGUUGAUAAUGCAAUUAUGAUUCCGAGAUCUAUCCCAUCUUCAGGCAAUUUUGAAGAGUUACCGCAAGUUAUAAUGGAUAUGAAGACGAUGAAAUCAUUCAGUUGGAAAGCAGCGGUUCUUUUGUAUGAUGAUAGUUUUGAUCGCGAUAUGAUAGCACGGAGUGUUGCGGCCCUUUCCAAGGAAUCCGAUGGAGUGCAGCCACUCUCGCUGUCACUGUUCCUUAUCGAAAGCCACACGCACAUGUGGGAGAAGCGGAAAACCAUCCGGAAGGUGCUCAUGAGUUUGCCAACGCAGUACAUCGGGACCAAUUUCAUCGCCAUUGUUAGCACACCGACUAUGGAGUUGGUAAUGGAAAUAGCAAAGGACCUUAAUAUGGUGAACCCCAAAUCUCAGUGGUUGUACGUUGUGUCGGAAACGACUGCCGCGAGUAACAACAUUUCCGCGGUUCACCAAAUUAUUUCCGAAGGCGACAAUAUCGCGUUUGUUUACAAUCUUAGAAGGGAUGCACAGUCUUGUGAGUCUCACAUGUUAUGCUAUAUAGAAGCCCUAAUCACCUCGCUGGUACAUGGAUUAUCCCAACUGAUAAGGGAAGAGAAAGCCGUUUACGGACAAAUUGCUGACGAAGAGUGGGAAGAUAUCCGAAUAACGAAAGUUGAGCGGAAAAAUGAAAUUUUGAAAAUAAUGAAAAAAGAUUUGCUCGAUAAAGAUAGGUGUAACGAAUGCUCCAGAUGGAAGGCGGAAGCAGGCGAAACUUGGGGUAACACGUAUCAACUACCCACAGACGCUCUCACAUCCGAUACAGCAAUCACGCAUAAAAGAAACAUUAAGCUGCUGGACGUUGGCUACUGGACGCCCCAAGAUGGGUUCAUUGCGAAGGAUUUUCUCUUCCCACAUAUCGAAAAUGGCUUCCGAGGAGCACACUUCAACUUUUAUACCUAUCAUAAUCCACCGUGGCAAUUUGUGUCCUACAAUGAAAGUGGUCAGCCGUUCCUUUCCCAUGGAGUCAUUCUGGAUAUUAUCAGCGAGCUGUCGAAAAAGUUGAACUUUACGUUCACAGUUAUUAUCGCGCAAGUAAAUUCGGAUGUGUUUGUCAAUUUAACCGAUGACGGAAACAAUACGAUCAGUAAAGACGUUCACUCGUUGACAACUGAUAUUCCGUCGGAUAUUAUGACGACGCUAUUUGAAAAUAAGAUAUUGCUGGCUGCCGUUGGAACAACGAUCAGUGAAAAACAGAAAAAGUUCAUAAAUUUUACCAAACCCAUCAGUAUUCAAACUUAUAGUUUCAUAGUGUCGAGACCAAAAGAACUGAGUCGAGUUUUCCUAUUUCUCUCGCCAUUUACAUUUGAUACUUGGUUGUGUCUGACAGCCACGGUAUUACUGAUGGCACCAGUUCUGUACAUCGUGAAUCGAGUGACUCCUUUUUAUGAGCACCAUGGAAAAUCUAACACGACUGGACUUGGAAAGAUGAAUAACUGCUUCUGGUACGUCUAUGGAGCGUUGCUGCAGCAAGGUGGUCUCUAUUUACCGAACGCUGACAGUGGUCGAAUUAUAAUCGGAACUUGGUGGUUAGUUGUCCUUGUGAUCGUCACCACGUAUUGCGGUAAUUUGGUCGCCUUCUUGACCUUCCCGAAGAUAGCCAUCCCGAUCACAACGAUAUCCCAGUUGGUUAGAAACGAACAAGGGAUAACGUGGAGCAUCCGCAAAGGUACCUUUUUGGAACAGUUUUUGCGGGAAACGGACGACCCAAAGUACAUUAAGCUGCGAAAUGGGGCCAACUUCAUCGGUACGGAGAACGACGCGAUCAUUCGAUCGAUACACGAGGGACACCACGUGCACAUCGACUGGCGGACGAAUCUGAAGUAUCUUAUGAAACGGGAGUUUUUGAAAAGUGAUCGGUGUGAUUUCGUUCUCAGUAUGGACGAGUUUUUGGACGAACAAAUUGCGCUGGCAAUGCCGAAAGCUAGUCCCUAUAUUGAGGUCAUAAACGAUGAGAUAACUAAAAUGCACCAGUUUGGGUUCAUCGAGAGGUGGCUGGGAAACUAUUUACCCCGACAGGAUAAGUGUUCGAAGGUUCGGAAGAAUACGGAAGUGGAGAAUCAUACGGUGAAUAAUGACGAUAUGACAGGGUCGUAUUACGUACUGCUUAUUGGUUUCUCACUGGGAAUAUUUAUGUUCUUGUUGGAGUACGGGUGGCGAUUGUUCCAGAAAUAUCGAAAAGAUAAAUUACAGCCAUUUACUAAUUGAUCACAACAGGAUGUUGGAGAUGGACGGAGAAAUUGGCGUCAGAUAUUUGAUGGGCGAAAAAUGGGAUAUCUCCAUGUGAGUCUGCUAAUGAUUGUGGCUGUUUUCUAUGGCAAAAUGUUCUUGGUAGCAAUAUUGAGGAAGUAAACGCAAUCUGAUCGCAAAAGUAAUAUAAUAUUAUUAACCAUGGUAAAGUUAAAUAUAGUUAUCAACACCUAUCGAAUAACAGGCGACCUUACGAUAUAGAUGCACAAGUUCAUGGUUCAGUGAUGGCCCCAGUAAUAAUCGCUAUUUUAAACCACCCGAUAACUGGUGAUAACUCUCUAAAGUCAGAGACCAGUACUACUAGUAAACAUCAAUCACCGCAAAGUGAAGACAAAGAAAAGAAGAGACAAAAACAAGCACAAACAUGAGACAAGAAGUAGCCCUCGGCGAUAGACAAAAACAUGAUUGGCAGGGAAUAAGCCGAGGAACCGAGACGACAGUCGGGAAUUAUUUCGAAGACGAACAUUAUGAGUAACACAUACACAGUGCUGGGGCAAGCGGCGUCUGAGACAGAAAUAUCAUCAAGAAAAUCUAUUGUUUUUAAUGAGCAAGUAGAAUUCCGCGAGACUAUUUUUGUAACUCGCAAUAAGCAUAUCGCUCGUAGAGCUCGUAGAGAU